GGGAACAGAACAGAGAGAGAUAUUUCAUCCAUUUUUAUUUUUUUCCCCUUGCUUCUUGUUUGUUAGUUCGUCCGGCUUCACCUUUUGAUUGUUCUAUAAAAGAUUCCUCUUCGAAUUUUCAUCAUUUUUUCCAUUUGGGUUUCUUUCUCUCUCAGAUCUUCGACAUCUCCCAGACACCGUUUUUUUACGUACCCAUGUCGAAAACUGGAGCGUUAGAUCUUGCAUCGGGCCUUGGUGGCAAGUUGGAAAAGAACGACGUCCUUUCCGCCGUUGAAAAGUAUGAGAAAUACCAUGUCUGUUAUGGAGGUGAAGAAGAGGAGAGAAAAGCUAACUACACUGACAUGGUUAAUAAAUACUAUGAUCUUGUCACAAGCUUUUACGAGUUCGGUUGGGGCGAGUCGUUCCAUUUUGCACCUAGAUGGAAAGGCGAAUCUCUGCGGGAGAGCAUUAAGAGGCACGAACACUUUCUUGCUUUGCAAUUAGAUUUGAAACCUGGAUAUAAGGUGUUGGAUGUUGGAUGUGGAAUUGGUGGACCGCUUAGAGAAAUUGCGAGAUUUAGUUAUACUUCUGUUACUGGAUUGAACAACAAUGAGUACCAGAUUUCAAGAGGAAAGGAGUUGAAUCGCGUUGCAAAAGUGGACAAGACUUGUGACUUUGUCAAGGCCGACUUCAUGAAAAUGCCAUUUCCUGACAAUUCAUUUGAUGCAGUAUAUGCAAUUGAAGCUACUUGUCAUGCACCAGACGCAUAUGGGUGCUACAAGGAAAUUUAUAGAGUACUAAAGCCUGGCCAACAUUUUGCUGCUUAUGAAUGGUGUAUGACUGAUGCUUUUGAUCCAAAUAAUCAAGAACAUCAAAAGAUAAAGGCAGAAAUUGAGAUUGGUGAUGGUCUUCCAGAUAUCAGGUUGACAGGAAAAUGUCUUGAAGCUUUAAAGCAAGCAGGCUUUGAGGUUGUUUGGGAGAAAGAUCUUGCUGUAAAUUCGCCUCUUCCGUGGUACUUGCCUUUAGACAAAAGCCAUUUCUCAUUGAGUAGCUUCCGUCUAACAGCCCUUGGUCGUUUCAUUACUAAAAAUAUGGUCAAAGUAUUGGAGUUCAUUCGACUUGCCCCCAAGGGUAGCCAAAGAGUUCAAGACUUUCUAGAGAAAGCUGCUGAAGGGCUUGUUGAGGGUGGAAAGAAGGAGAUAUUUACGCCAAUGUAUUUCUUCUUAGCCCGGAAGCCACUUUCAGCCACUGAGUAGUUUGACAAUGCAUAUUAACUUAUUUGCUGCUGCUACUCAGUUAUGGAGUUUUUGCAGUCACCCUGAAGAAUAUGUUUUUGGCUUAAUUUAACCAUUUUAGAGCUUUUUUUUUUCUUUUUCUUUUCCUUUUCCUUUUUGGUGUGGGGGUAAAGUUGCUUUUUGCUUCUCUGGAAUUAGUUCCACAUCUUGGUUCAUAGGGAGAUAUGAUUAGUCUCAGCCUUUCUGCUUUCAGUUUCAUGUUUGUUUUGUUUAUGCAAUAAAUUAGUUUCUUUCUAGUCUUA
Cucumis melo (muskmelon) is the source of this 1516-nucleotide messenger RNA. Its product is annotated as cycloartenol-C-24-methyltransferase. The record is from RefSeq and is a predicted model, not a curated record. Bases 195 to 1235 code for a protein of 346 amino acids. Gene Ontology annotation, molecular function: sterol 24-C-methyltransferase activity. Gene Ontology annotation, biological process: sterol biosynthetic process. The transcript has 14 exons. Gene Ontology annotation, cellular component: endoplasmic reticulum. NCBI's taxonomy places the organism in Eukaryota, Viridiplantae, Streptophyta, Magnoliopsida, Cucurbitales, Cucurbitaceae.